Bemisia tabaci is the source of this 2156-nucleotide messenger RNA. RefSeq lists its product as uncharacterized. NCBI's taxonomy places the organism in Eukaryota, Metazoa, Arthropoda, Insecta, Hemiptera, Aleyrodidae. The record is from RefSeq and is a predicted model, not a curated record.
UUCCUCCAUUCCUCCAUAUUUGUUAUGAUUUCCGGGUACUCCAUUUCGUCGUUGCUCGUUGUUGUGUUGUCUUUGUCUCUGUGUCAAUUCCUCCCCUGCUUAUCCACAUACCAUAAUGAAUUGCGAACAGCAAUCAUUUGAACAUAUUCACGCUUGGCUGAAUUCCCAAUCGGGAGAUGGUUCAACAUUCUCGGAAUCAUCUACCAACAUCCAUGAAGAGCCGUCAUUUAUCCUGGGUAGUGAUGCUGCCGAAGAAGAGGAAGAAAGAAGGAGACGUAAAACUAAAAAUGGGUGGGGUUCAAAAAAAGAUGUUCUAAAGGAUCUCCAGGUAUGCAGUGAUUUUACAACAGAUGAGCCGCAAGCACAUUUAUUGGAAAGAACAAAAGAACCAAGUGAGCCUGAUUAUGAAGAACACAAGGAGUCAUGGAAUAAUUUCGAUCAUAUCCAAAAUUUGUUCCAAACCAAAACGGCAAAAGCGUGGGCUCAACCAGCCCCACCACCAGCGCGAGGCAGAGCCAGGGGUCGUGGUAGGCUCCUGGAAGACACGCCCGAGCUUCUGGAACAAAUUGGGGCCAAGAAGUUCCAGAACGAAGGGAUUGAAAAGUAUGUUCGCGCUAAUGAAAAAGUAAUUGAAUCAGACUCUUCCUCAAUAGAAUCAAAUGAUUAUGAAGAUGCUGAGGAUCCAGAUGAUCCAGCACCCUCCAAAGUUGGGGAUGGAAUAUCUUCGAAAGGUAAAUCCAUUCCUGGGAAAGCCAGGGUACUUAAAGGUCAAGCAGCUGCUGGCCUAGUCGCAAAGCCAAAAUCCUCGAAACCGGCCAAGAAGCAAGAUAAUGUUUAUGUUCCUCCGCACAAGAGAAUCCCUGAAGAUCCAACCCCCUCGGUUAGAGAAAAAAUGGCUUCGGAAGAACCAUCAAAAACUAUCAUAACAACUGAACAGAAGAAUAAAUUAUUUAACAUUACAUCAAAAUCAAAACCCAUCUCAGUCGUGGCUAGGCGCAAUCCAUUAGUCCUUAAUUUGGUAAAAAAAUGUAAAGACCAAGGAGAUGUGUCUGAUGAAGAUCAAGAGGAAAAAUCGGUUGAGGAAGAAUUAUCACCCCCGAAUACCCUUACCAAGAAAUUGCUUGAUGAUGUAACGAAAAAGGAUCCAUACUUCAACAAUAGACACCUGGAUGUAGAUGUGUUAUGUUCAAAGCUCACAGAUCUUAAAAAAGCAGAGAAUAACUCUCCCGAUAGUUGCUUGAAUUUUUCAAGUAGUUCUGAAGCUGAACUUGCCAUGGACGAAUACUCCAGUGGUUUUAGCGAUAAUGAUUACACUUAUCAAAACACCCGGGCUUCAAAUGCUCUGAAGGUAACGACGAUAACAGCUGAGGAAGAUGAAGAGGAAGACUCCUGUGCCCUUGGAGUCAGGUCGGCAUACAAACCCAGCGAUUAUGGGGUUGAUGGGUAUCGCUACACAACAGCAAGAAAGGCAAAGACUCCACCGAGGACUUUCAUCAUGAAGCAAGAAGACUUCCCCUCUUUAUAAUAGUGAUGACCGUAAUCUACAUUUGGGUUCCACUGGAUUUUUUUAAUUAUUGAGCUUAUAUAUCAUAUACUUACGAGCUUUAUAGUUGUUUCAGGUUGUUUUAAACCAGGCUACAUUUGGAAAUCAUGAACUAUAAGUGCUGACAUUUUUUACUGUCCUCAGGAAGUCCUUUUACAUGUUUUACUACUUUUAUAUCCUCUUAUAUUAACUUUUUGAUCAUGCACUUGAGAUAUUUUCCUCUUUUAUCUGAACAUUUCUCAAGCUCAAAUCAUUUUUAAUAAUUUUGGAAUUAUUUCACCAUUCCAAACGUUUAUACUCUUAGAUUUUACCUAGUUUAGACUCAUUGAGCCUUAAAAACUGACUAACUGUGAUAAAUUUCAACCUAACAAACCCCCUGUACAAUGACAGUAUUUUGAACAAAAAAAUUCCAACAAUUCCUAGCAGGAUUGAAUAAACCUUAUCAGUUUCAGCCAAUGGGUCAAUUCUGCUCAGUGUUCGAAAUUCACCCUUAAGUUUUAGAAGCCAUUUGGCGCAUCAAGCCCGAUUUUUAGGCGCCAUUCAAGAUUUUUUAGGGGCCAACUUGACUUUUUGCCUAUAUAUUACGGCACAUUUAGAGAAAAGUUAGACGCAA